UGGCCUAAGGCCGCCAUGAUGCGGGAGCGGCGGGAGGAGGAGGGGGCGGCGGCAGCGGUGGAGGCCGAAGAGGCGGCGGACGAGGAGGAGGAGGAGGAGGAGGAUGAUGAUGGGGAGGAGGAGGAGGAGGGCGCACGGGGCGCGCUGGGCAAGAGCGCGGAGGAGCUGCGGACCGAGGACGUGUACGACAUUUCGUACGCGCUGGGCCGCGAGCUGCAGGCGUUGGGCGGGGACCCGGCGCGCCGCGCCCGGCUGCAGUUCCAGCUCGUGCGGGUGCUGGAGCUGCUGGAGGCGCUGGUGAGCGGCGGGAGCCGCGCGGCCGAGCAGCUGCGCCUGGAGCGGGACAGCCUGCGCAGGGAGCUGCGGGCGCUGCGGGACCGGCCCGUCCGCGACCAGCUGAGCCUGGGCCCAGACAAGAUGAUAAUAGAUCUCACCGAUCCAAAUCGCCCACGGUUCACGUUGCAAGAGUUGGAAGAUGUGUUGCAAGAACGAAACCAGCUGAAAGCUCAGCUUCAUGUUGUGCAAGAGGAGCUUCAGUGCUAUAAGAGUGGCAUCAUUUCUCAGACAGAGGACCAGACUAGGCCAAUGGAAGAGGAAUCCACUGUCAGCAGACCAGACUCAAGCAAGGCCAGAGAGAAAACCAUCAUAAGACGGCUGUUCUUUUUUAAACAGGGAAAAUGAAUGUGAUGCACAAAUUACCCCCUUCUGCUCAAUGUUGCACUGGUUAAGGGUCCAAAAGGAGUCAAAGAAAGAAGUACUGGAAAGCAUACCAUCCACAUCAGUCCAGUGAAUGGGCCUGGUGUUACAAUUGUUUAUUUGUAUUAUUACUUUCAGAGUUUGCUGCUUUUUUUAAAAAGAGUUUC
This is a messenger RNA of Gavialis gangeticus (Gharial), 863 nucleotides long. It is a transcript of the gene RILPL2, whose product is annotated as Rab interacting lysosomal protein like 2. Bases 16 to 681 code for a protein of 221 amino acids. Gene Ontology annotation, molecular function: protein dimerization activity. The record is from RefSeq and is a predicted model, not a curated record. NCBI's taxonomy places the organism in Eukaryota, Metazoa, Chordata, Crocodylia, Gavialidae. The transcript has 4 exons.